Phymastichus coffea is the source of this 2183-nucleotide messenger RNA. It is a transcript of the gene S6KL, whose product is annotated as serine/threonine-protein kinase S6KL. Gene Ontology annotation, biological process: protein phosphorylation. The record is from RefSeq and is a predicted model, not a curated record. Bases 226 to 1455 code for a protein of 409 amino acids. NCBI's taxonomy places the organism in Eukaryota, Metazoa, Arthropoda, Insecta, Hymenoptera, Eulophidae. Gene Ontology annotation, molecular function: ATP binding; protein serine/threonine kinase activity. The transcript is spliced from 10 exons.
UCUGUCAAAACAGCAGUGAAACUGUGAAAAGUGUUUACAUCGCUAGUAGAGCUAUUUUCAAUUGCUUUUUCACUUAAUUAUUGACACUUACGACUUCUUAGCCUAAAUGUUUAUUACCUGCAAGUAGUCAUUUCAGUUAAUUCAUUGCUAAAAAGAAACAACUAAAUGAUUGGUGGAACAAAUCACAACGAUUAUUUAUUUAUACUCAGAUAGCAAUCAGAUCGAAUGGGAAAUACAAACACCAGAAAAUAUCAUUAUGCCCAUCGACAAUAUGCCAGUCAGUAUAGCAUUAGUGAUAUUAUAAGUGGAAGAUGGGGAAGGUCAUCUAGAACAUCUUGUGAAGAUCUCAGACCUUGGUCUAGAUUCUCUCGAAGAAGUUGGAGUGUUAACACUUUAAAUGAUUCGUUUAAUUUGUCAAAGACUGCCUGGCCUGUGCCAAGAUUUGAAGCUAUUUUUUUACCAGAAUUUCCUGUUCGAGAAACUCCCUUAAAAAAUGACUAUAUAUUCAUUGAUAUUAUUUCCAAAGGGGCUUAUGGUAGAGUGUACAAAGUAAAACAUAAGGAGACAAAAGAGGUUUUUGCUUUGAAAAUAAUUAGUAAAGCCAAGAUAGUUGCUGAAAGUGCAGUGGAACAAUCCAAACAAGAGGUAUCGAUACAAAGAGCAGUUGGUCAUCAUGUGUUUAUAGCUAAUUCUCCCUAUCACUGGCAAGGAAGAAAAACAUUGUACAUAUUAACACAAUUCAUCAGUGGAGGUGAAUUAUUUUCUCUAGUCGAACAAUAUGGCUGUUUACCAGAAGAUGUGGUAAGAAUAUAUGUUGCUGAAAUAGCUCUUGCAUUAGAUUUUUUACAUAAUGCAGGAAUCAUACACAGAGAUUUGAAAGCAUCAAAUAUUUUACUUGAUCAUGAGGGCCAUGCAAUGUUGAUAGAUUUUGGUUUAGCCAAGUGGUUGCGACCAAUGCAACGGACUGCAACAGUAUGUGGAACAUUUGAAUAUAUGGCUCCGGAAAUUGUAAAAAGACAGUAUUAUGGACAUGAAGCUGACUGGUGGUCAUUGGGUGUGUUGGCUUGUUUUCUGCUAAUAAACAAGUAUCCGAGCAAGAACGUCACGAGUGACCUAUUGGAGAACACCGAGUUCGCUGCCGUGAGUUUUGGUACGUUGCCCGAAAACCUGGACAACAUUACGCCGGCUGCGAUUGAUUUGCUCAAAAGACUUUUGCAACCGGAGCCAAGGUUGCGUAUCAGGUCUGUCAUGAUGCUACAGCGCAUUGCAUUUUACAUGGGUCACGACAUUAGAAGUUAUACCGAGAAAAAGAUGUCGCCAUUUAGACUGCUAGGAAGAAAGAUCGAGUCGACCGAAACUUCGUCUAUCGAGGAUAAUUUCUAUGAUUUCGAUUCUUUUGUGGGAGCCGGCAGUACUAAUCGUACCUGGGCUCUCUCUACAAACAGCAGUAGAUAGUGAACGAUUACCGAUUGUGUUUCACGAUAAUGUUCGAUAUUGUGAUAUUUCGUUUUUAGCCGUCCUAUUACGUCAUGCUGCGAUAUUAAUUUUUAACUUACUGAGUUUUAUUUAUGUAUUGCUUAAUUUUCCCGUAAAAAGCAUAACUCUUUUUUAUGCUGAUUAUACAUUUUAUGUAUCAUGAACAAUUAUUUAUCGUCUUCCAUUUAUACUUCAAAGUACAAAUUUAUAUUUACAUUGUUUACAAAUAUAAAAACUCUUUCCGUGAUACGCUAACAUAAAUAACAUUAGCAUAUCCUAAUUAUAUAUUUAACGUCUGUAUUGCUGAUCAAAUUUGCACAAUUGUGAAUGAAACGAAAAUAUAGUAAUAAAAUCUUUUCACUUUAUACAAUAUUCUUUGUAUUUGAAUUUCUUGAAUGUAAUUAUGAACCUAAUAAAAAUAUUCCUCUUCAAUCAAAGUUUCUUAGUCAAAGGAUUCAAAUAUAGUUUACACAAAUUCCAAAUCAGUUUACAAAAGUUUUAAUUUUUUUAAGAAUAGUUAACAGUAUUUUUGUUUGUUACAAUAUUUCAUUGAUAAUACAAUAAAUUGCGAUAAUCGUGGUGCGUAUAAACUAAUAACAAAAAAUAGAAAUGGUUACUAAUCCAAAAAGAAAAAAAAAUGAAACGUAGUGUUUCUUGGAAAAUCGCUUGAGUAGAGUGAUCCGCGAUUUUUAUUUAUUUUUUUUUUU